AGACACAAAGGCACACAGAGACACAGAGAGAGAGAGAGAGAGAGAGAGAGAGAGUGACACAGAGAGUGUUGUGUGCGUGGUAGUGAAGAAAGAAAGAAUGCCUCACAGUAGUUUUUCGGGUUCUCUGACAACUCCGACUGUGGACGUGGCGAUCGACACGGGCAACGCCUUCUUCAACCACACCAUUGAUGGGUUCUUGAAGAUCGGCGCCGUUGCAGCUACCAGAGCAGCUGCAGAGGAUGCAUAUGACGCCGCGAAAAGAGGGAGUAUUUCACGUCACAAUUUGGAGCACUCGCUGAAGAAGAUGUGCAAAGAAGGCGCGUAUUGGGGAACUGUGGCUGCUGUUUAUGUGGGAAUGGAGUAUGCAGUAGAGGGGGCUCGUGGCACCAGAGACUGGAAGAAUGCCACGAUUGGCGGUGCGUUGACAGGUGCUAUAACAGGUGCUCUGAUAUCUGCAGCCGGCCACAAUAACAAAGACAAGGUUGUGGUGGAUGCCAUUACAGGCGCCGCAAUUGCAACUGCUGCGGAGUUCCUCAACUAUCUCACCUGAACCGGUGUUCAUUCUGAGGAGGAAGAACUGUCUGGUCUGUUUCUUAUGUUAUUUUUCUUGUGAGUUUCUAAGUUUGUAAGACAAACAAGUGAAUGAUUGCUGGUAGUCAAUCGAGUCUAACUAGUUGGUGCAAUCUAUAGGUGUUUUUAACAUUCCUUUCCUAGCCAAAUAAAUGAAAGGGUGUUCUUUUUCCCU
Messenger RNA from Corylus avellana, 745 nucleotides. Its product is annotated as outer envelope pore protein 16, chloroplastic. Gene Ontology annotation, biological process: protein import into chloroplast stroma. The record is from RefSeq and is a predicted model, not a curated record. Gene Ontology annotation, cellular component: chloroplast outer membrane. Gene Ontology annotation, molecular function: amino acid transmembrane transporter activity. Lineage: Eukaryota; Viridiplantae; Streptophyta; Magnoliopsida; Fagales; Betulaceae.